This is a messenger RNA of Selaginella moellendorffii, 1539 nucleotides long. RefSeq names its product pentatricopeptide repeat-containing protein At4g02750-like. The record is from RefSeq and is a predicted model, not a curated record. Gene Ontology annotation, molecular function: protein binding. NCBI's taxonomy places the organism in Eukaryota, Viridiplantae, Streptophyta, Lycopodiopsida, Selaginellales, Selaginellaceae. Bases 1 to 1539 code for a protein of 512 amino acids. The transcript has 2 exons.
AUGUGGUGGGAAUGGGUCACAAGGAUCAAGUCGUGCGGUAGCGAUCUCCGCAAGCUCAAAGCCAUCGAUUCCCAUCUCCGCGCGAGCCCCUUUGCGAGCGACUCCAGGAUCUUGGGCCCUUUGAUCGACGCGUAUGGAAAAUGUCGGUGUGUGGAGGAUGCCCGCGCGGUGUUUGAUCGGAUUCCAGAGCCGGAGCCCAGCGCCAGGAAGUGUCUGUUUCAAUCGUAUGCGCUCAAUGGGUAUGCGCGAGAGGCGAAGAAGAUGUUCGAUUCGAUGCCGGAAAGGAGUUCUUCUUGCUGGAUCUCGCUGGUUCAAGCAUUUACCAAGAGCGGGCAUUCUAAGUUGGCGAAAGCCUCGUUUGAGAGGAUGGCGUAUCACAGCGUCAUAGCUUCGACGGCAAUGUUAGUGGCUUCCACUCAGAUGGGAGACUUCCAAAACUCCAGGAGAGUUUUCGAGUUGAUGCGGCUGAGAGACGUCGUGUGCUGGACUGCGCUGCUUCAAGCACAUACCCGGUGCGGGCAUCUUGACGCCGCCUGCGAGUUCUUCAAUCAAAUGCCGCAGCGGAACUUCUUCUCCUGGACUGUGAUGGUGAAGGCAUUUGCACUAGCGAGAAACAUCGAACACGCGAAAUCGUUCUUCGAUCAAAUGCCGGAGCGAGAUCUCAUGUGCUGGAACGUCCUACUCCUCGCAUUUGCCGAGAGGCGGCACCUUGAAGAAGCUCGCGAGAUGUUCCAGCGGCUUCCACGCACAGAUCUCGUCUCCUGGAACUGCCUCAUCCAAGCCCUUGUGGAGUCGGGGAACCGAGCCGAGGCCCGCCACCUUUUCGACACACUCCCAGAGCACAACGUCGUCUCGUAUAGCCUCCUCGUCCUGGCCCAUGCACACGCAAAGGAACUCGACCAGGCCAAGGUGGUCUUCGACGCUAUGCCCGAGAAGGACGUGGUUGCCAAGACGGCCAUGGUACAGGCCUAUGCCAAGCAAGGCCAAAUGCUGCAAGCCACGGAAGUCUUCCCACCAUCCCGGUUCGGGACCGCGAUGACAAAUGCUCCACGACGAUGGUGGUGGCCGCUGAUAGCCGGGUAUGCCCAAGUCGGGCAUAUCGACAAGGCCGUGAAUCUCUUCCGGGCUAUGGAGCUCGACGGCCAGGACCCCGACGAGUUUGCUCUGUCCGCCAUCCUGGCCGCGUGUAGCCGAGGUGGGAAGGUCCGAGAGAGCCUCGAGAACUUCUGGUCCAUGAGUUAUGAUCGAGGGAUGGAGCCGGCGCUGGAGCACUACAAGUGCAUGGUGGAUGUUUUAGCUCGGUCCGGGCAGCUGCGAGAGGCCGAGGAUCUCAUCCAGAGCAUGCCAGUUCUUCCGGAUCAUAUCACCUGGAAGACGCUCCUGGGUGGCUGCUCGACUCACGGGGAUUUGUCCCGCGGAGAGAAAGCCGCCAGUGAGGUGCUUGAGCUCAACCAGAAGAAGGCCGGGACGUACGUCCUGCUCUCUAACAUGCUAGCGAUCAAGGAGCGGCAGCAGCGGCAUCUGGAGAUCAUGGCAUGA